Messenger RNA from Lodderomyces theae, 2994 nucleotides. RefSeq names its product FAD-binding oxidoreductase. The transcript is spliced from 3 exons. The record is from RefSeq and is a predicted model, not a curated record. The coding region runs from base 1 to 2994 and encodes 997 amino acids. Gene Ontology annotation, biological process: lactate catabolic process. NCBI's taxonomy places the organism in Eukaryota, Fungi, Ascomycota, Pichiomycetes, Serinales, Debaryomycetaceae. Gene Ontology annotation, cellular component: mitochondrion. Gene Ontology annotation, molecular function: D-lactate dehydrogenase (NAD+) activity; FAD binding; D-lactate dehydrogenase (cytochrome) activity.
AUGUUCUCUACUGGAGGGAGAAGAAUCAUCAGUCUUGCAAGGACUUCAUUGAGACGCAAUAGUAGCUCCACACUGAAACCGCCACAAUCCAAUCUACUCACCUUUUCAGCUUUGGGGUUCGGAUCAUUGGGAGUCGGAUACUUUCUCGGGAAGAAAUUUAGCAAUCGCAAUGACAAAGAAAGUGUGAAUGAAAACAGCAUCAUCAAAUCGAUAGCAGAGGAUGCUUCAACGGCACCGCUCUCGUCGCUAGAUUCGCCAGUUUACGCCAAUGAACAGCAAUUCAAAGAAGGUUUGGCAAAAAUUGUUGAGAUUGUUGGCGAGGAUCAUGUUCUGCAUGACCCAGAUGUGCUCUCGGCCCACAAUGACUCCUUUUACUCAACACACCAUCCUCCCCAACCCGAUAAACAGAAACCAAAUGUCGUCAUAACACCAACUUCCACAGAACAAGUGUCGCAGAUUAUGAAGAUUGCUCAUCAGUAUAGACUACCGGUUGUUGCUAGUUCCGGGUUGACCUCACUUGAAGGACAAAACAUACACACAAGAGGACCAUUCAGUAUCUCGUUAUCGUUUGCUGAAAUGAAUCAGAUUCUUGCUUUCCAUCCUGAUGAUUUGGAUAUAGUUGUUCAGCCAGGUGUUGGGUGGGUUGAUUUGGCAGAUUACUUGAACGAUGAUCCAAAGGGCAAAGAUUUAUUGUUUGGUCCAGAUCCUGGAAUUGGUGCCAACAUUGGUGGAAUGGUGGGGACAAGCGCGUCGGGGACGAAUGCUUUCCGGUAUGGAACGAUGAAGGAGAAUGUUGUUAAUUUGACUGUGGUCUUGGCUGAUGGAACAAUCAUUAAAACGAGGCAAAGACCAAGAAAGUCGAGUGCUGGGUACGAUUUGACUAGGUUCUUUAUUGGCACUGAGGGGACUGCUGGUAUAGUUACAGAAAUCACAUUGAAAUUGCAUGUACGUCCAAAAGUCGAACUCAUUACUACUGCUGCAUUUCACAGUAUCAAAGAUGCUGCUGCUGCUGCUCAAACGAUUAUAGGCAAAGGGAUCCAGCCUAAUGCUAUGGAGUUGUUGAACGACACCAUGAUGUCAUUUGUAAAUGAGUCAGCUGACGAAGGUGGUGAGCAAAGAUUAGAGAAACCUACAUUGUUUUUCAAAUUGGGAGGUCCGACUAUAAAGGAGGUUGAUGAACAGUCUCGAGUGGUUGAAGAAAUUGCUAAUGCAAACAAUGCGAUCAAAGUUGAACGCAGUGAAAACGCAGAGCAAAAUGCAGAGUUGUGGGCAGCAAGAAGAAAUGGUCUUUGGUCGACUUUCCAAGCUGGUGCUAGCCGUCUUGCUAAUCCUGAUGAUACACAAAUCUGGACCACCGAUGUUGCCGUGCCAGUAUCAAAUCUCUCUGAAGCUAUAUCUCGAAUCAAUGAUGAUUUGAUCAAAGCCGGAUUUGAUGGAAAGUUCUCCGUGUUGGGACACAUUGGGGAUGGAAAUUGUCAUUUUCUCAUCAUUUACAAUUCACCGGAUUAUGGAAAAGUUCAUGAAGCUGUCGAUGCAAUGGUUCUGCGUGCGUUGCAGCUCGAAGGCACGUGUACUGGAGAGCAUGGUGUAGGGGUAGGAAAGAGGAAGUAUCUUUCACAAGAAUUGAGCGAAGAGACAAUUGACACCAUGAGAAAGUUGAAAUUGGCAUUGGAUCCAAGAAGAAUCUUGAACCCUGACAAGGUUUUCAAGAUUGAUCCAAAUGAUGAUUUGGAUGAGCAGUUGAACUCUGGACACGUCAUUGAGAAGCACGAAUGUGCUGUUGAAUUCAAUGACGAUCAGGAUCAACAGCCAGUCCAAACGAGGAGAUUAAAUGUGGUAUCGGUUGAUGAAAGGGGGAAUUUUGCCAGUCAGUCAAGUCAAAGACCAGGUAGGCAACACAAACUGGAUAUCUUAACUGGUACUGAGGCGUUGCCUAUUUUCUAUCGAUGUAUGCAAAUCAUAUUGAAAAAACAGUUGGAUGCCAUUGUCGAGAUUUACUUUAGUGAAGGGGUAAAAUCUGAUCUAAUGAAUGUCAUCAAGACGUUUUGGUGUCGGGCGUUGGAACACUACUACAAAGUCGAAGACGACGGCGACGACGAUGAUGGUGAUGAUGAUGACGAUGACGAUGACGAUGGCGACGACGAUGACGAUGGCGAUGACGAUGGCGAUGACGAUGUCCAAGAUAUUGGCCAUGACAGACGAGAGGGAAUGAGGAGGAAGAGGAAGAGAAAGAGAUCAUUAGAUGUAUUGGAUUUGAUAUGUAUCAUUUAUUUGGCAAGUUUGGAGUUACGAGCAUAUCCUUUCUACAUUGACAACGUUUUGGAAUGUAUCACUAUGGAUAAGGUGCCUUACUUCAAGACUUAUCAUCUUUUACCCUUGACUGAGUUGAAGAAAUUGCAUGGCUUGUAUCAUCGCCAAUUACAAGCAUAUGAAGCACCCACUGAAGGACAACUUCUACGAAGGAUUUUUUACUUGUGUCCAAUUUUGCAUUUUGGAUAUGGUAAUCUCGAGUUUCAACCUAGUGUAUGGAUAAAUCGGGUCAAAGCAUAUAAUAUGGAGUACGAAUACAACAAUGAAAUCACUGAUAAUUCAUUACUCAAUUGGUCUACAGAUAGAACGGAGCAAUAUAGCGAAUGGGUGUACAAUCAUUUGUUGCCAAAUAAAUACAGAAGUGAAGGUGUCAAUAAUGAAAGCGAUCUUUCGGUCAUGGAGAAGAGAUUGUUUCAAAUUUUUCCGGUGGAUGGUUUAUCUGAGAUGCAACAAGACCACGUUGCGGAAGAAGGUACAGACUCGAUAACCACUACGAAAUUUACCACUUUGAAGCAGAUAUUGGAUGCAGGUCCAGAUAACACUAAAGCAUCUACAGACCACAGUGGUCAAGUGGACAAGCUUUUGUUUAAUUUGUUGAGCAAAAGGAUCAAUCUAUCCGCGACUGAGCUUAUGUGUAUAUAUGGAAACAUUACCAAGCUGUUCAAGAAGAUACGGGGCAUAUAA